AUGGCGCUUAUUCAUGAAUCACGUGCCCCCUCGCCAUCUCUUUCCGGCUUCAACAGUCCACUCUCUGAUCCUCCAUCCUUCCGCCGCCUCGAUGCCGAAACGCCCUGCACCCCAGAAAUGGACCUUACCCCGACCCAGUGCGUCCUUCGCAACGUCCUCUCCAUAGACACCGGAGGUUCUGUCGAGCCCGGGGGUGGAGGAGGAGAGGGGCACACGGCCGCACACAACCAGACACCAAGCGAGGAACAACAGGAGCACUUUGCCAACAGUGUCCUGAAGCUUCAUGAGCAUGAUGGAAGGACGGAGGGAGAGGGGCAGGAGAUGGAUGGCAGCUGCGUCAGGAGCCAGGCGGAUGCCGCCAGGCUACAGUGCCAGUCUACCGGAGGGGGAGGAGGGUUUCUGGAAGGGUUGUUUGGGUGUCUGCGACCUGUCUGGACUAUGAUUGGCAAAGCUUACUCCACAGAGCACAAACACGGCCUGGACGAGGCUUGGGAGAUCCCAUUCGAAGAGAUAUCUGACCUGCAGUGGGUGGGCAGCGGAGCGCAGGGUGCCGUCUUUCUGGGCAAGCUGCACGGACAGGAAGUGGCUGUUAAGAAAGUGCGAAACAUCAAAGAGACAGACAUCAAGCACCUGCGCAAGCUCAAACACCCCAACAUCAUCACUUUCAAAGGUAUUUGUACCCAGGCUCCGUGCUACUGUAUCAUCAUGGAGUACUGUGCCCAGGGACAGCUGUAUGAGGUGCUGAGAGCAGGCAGGCAGAUACAUCCAUCCCUGCUUAUGGACUGGGCCAUGGGCAUCGCUGGGGGCAUGAACUAUCUUCACCUCCACAAAAUCAUCCACAGAGACCUCAAGUCACCAAACAUGCUGAUCACUUACGACGACGCAGUCAAGAUUUCUGAUUUUGGCACGUCCAAGGAGCUCAGUGACAAGAGCACCAAGAUGUCCUUUGCUGGUACGGUGGCCUGGAUGGCUCCUGAAGUGAUACGCAACGAACCCGUCUCAGAGAAAGUGGAUAUUUGGUCAUUCGGUGUGGUGCUGUGGGAGAUGCUGACAGGAGAGGUGCCCUAUAAGGAUGUGGACUCCUCCGCGAUCAUCUGGGGAGUGGGCAACAACAGUCUCCAUCUGCCUGUACCUGAUAGCUGCCCCGACAGCUUCAAACUGCUCCUGAGGCAAUGUUGGAACUGCAAGCCAAGAAACAGGCCUUCCUUCCGACAGAUUCUCCUGCAUCUUGACAUCGCCUCAGCAGAUAUACUAUCGACUCCACAAGAAACCUACUUUCAGACUCAGGUGGAGUGGAGGGAUGAGGUGAGGCACCACUUUGAGAAGCUCAAGUCUGAGGGGACGUGUAUUCACAGGCUGGACGAGGAGCUGCUCAAAAGACGCAGAGAAGAACUCAGACAUGCACUGGACAUCCGGGAGCACUACGAGAGGAAACUGGAGAGAGCCAACAAUCUCUACAUGGAACUCAAUGCCAUCAUGCUACAGCUGGAGAUCAAAGAGAAAGAACUUCACAAGAGGGAGCAUUCACUGGACAAGAAGUACCCGGGCUGCGUCAAGCACCACAGCUCCAGACAGUCGGCCUCCUCCAACUCGAUGGAGAAGCUCAUGAAGAAACGCAACAUACCUCAGAAGCUGCCUUCAUACAGCAAGAGGCCAGACUUACUAAAGUCCGAGGUCAUCCUCCCCAAACUGGACUCUUCCAUGACCCAGGUCACAAUCCCCAACAAGGGCUCUACCUCACCUGGCCGCUCACGCAGAGGGAAACCCCGCUACAGGAAGGCUGGUAAAGGCAGCAGUGGGGACUUGGCUCAGCUGAAAGCCACUCUCUCCUCUUCAUUAGCCAUGGUCAACUCCACCUCAUCUGUUCCCAGCAGCAAGCAGCAUUUAGACCCAAGUGCAGCCCUCAGAGGCCUGCAGCACGAUCUGCUGCUCAAGAAGAUGUACUCCUCAAGCCCGGAUCUCAUUUCAACCACCUUGGAGGCGGAAGGCCGGAGGAAGGGGCAGGUCAGGCCGGGGCUGGACAGAGCGGGCAGCCAGAGCGCAUCAGCCGGGCUGGGGGAGAGUAGAAGUACUGGAGGACCCGAGGAGGGACCAGAUGUGAAUGUAGGGACAGAUGACCUGGCUGAAACACCUCCACGCAGUGACACGCCCAGCGAGGAUGCAGCUUCUAUCCCGUUCUCCAGUAGCCCCGACUCCCCAUGCGGCAGGGGAGCCGCUGCAGGCAGGCCGUCAGUGCUCGGAAACCCCCGUGCUUCCCACGAGGGCGAGGAGAAGGACGGGGUGGUGAACACACGUUCGCCCAGAAGUCAACGCCUCACUCCUGCUGCACUGCUCUACAGGGCAGCAGUCACACGCAGUCAGAGACGUGGAGUGUCGUCAGAGGAAGAGGAAGGAGAGGUGGACAGUGAAGUGGAGUUGCCAAGGAGACGGCGUCCUGUGAGCAUGAGCAAGUGCCAGUCCCUGUCCACCUUCAGCUCAGAGAACUUGUCGGUGUCGGACGGCGAGGAGGGAAACACCACCGACCACUCCCACAGCGGCACCCCGGACGUGGUCAGCACCAACACCGACGAUCGUCUUGACGACAAGAGCGACGACCUGCUGUCUCAGGGCUCGGAGAUUCCCGCUGACCCCUCCGACUCAACCCAGCUGGGCUCUGACGGGUUGUCUGAGAAGGAAGCUAUUCUCCGACAAGUCAAGACCCAGCUCGCGAGUAAUGAUCAUACUUAUGAGGGCCGGUAUGAUGACUCUGACUGUGACAGUGCAGAGCUGGACCAUUCAGGCAGUGCAGAGCCCAGCCAACCACCAGCCAGCUGGUGA
Cyclopterus lumpus (lumpfish) is the source of this 2817-nucleotide messenger RNA. Its product is annotated as mitogen-activated protein kinase kinase kinase 12-like. The record is from RefSeq and is a predicted model, not a curated record. The transcript has 13 exons. The coding region runs from base 1 to 2817 and encodes 938 amino acids. Gene Ontology annotation, molecular function: JUN kinase kinase kinase activity; ATP binding. Gene Ontology annotation, biological process: protein autophosphorylation; JNK cascade. NCBI's taxonomy places the organism in Eukaryota, Metazoa, Chordata, Actinopteri, Perciformes, Cyclopteridae.